Pyrus x bretschneideri (Chinese white pear) is the source of this 1657-nucleotide messenger RNA. RefSeq lists its product as uncharacterized. The transcript has 3 exons. NCBI's taxonomy places the organism in Eukaryota, Viridiplantae, Streptophyta, Magnoliopsida, Rosales, Rosaceae. Bases 207 to 803 code for a protein of 198 amino acids. The record is from RefSeq and is a predicted model, not a curated record.
UUGAUCGAAGAAGAGAGUCGUGGGGCUCGUAUCAAGUGGCGAGCGCUGGACCCAGCGGCUGACGCUUUGUCGCGUGGCUUCCGUGAGGCGCCUUAGUGCGCUGCGGGUGGAAUCUAGAAUUAACGAAAAGGGUUCGAGACUUUGAGUUUUCUCUCUCUCAUCUCUCUCUCAUCUCUCUCUCCAGGUGAGAUAUUACAACGUAACCUAUGGAUUCGAAAGAUGAGAACAUGGAGCUGAUAAAUGAGGCAAUCAAGAGGCUCUUAGAGGAGAGGAAAAACAGUAAAUCCUCCGCCGGCGAGGGCGUUUCCCAAGGUGGUGGUGAUGACGAUGAUGGUGAUAAAGAUGAGGACCGCCUCCUCCUCCACCGAUUGCUCUCCCAGUUGGAAUCAUUAAAAGGCAAUGGCGAGCUUCGGAACUCGGAAACUUCAACCAAAACGGAAGAGGAAACGUCCUCUAAAGACGGCGAAUUGAAGCCGGAAAAUGAGAGUUGUGGCAAAGCAGAUGGCGGUGGGGCUGAAAUUGAUACGGAAAAAAUUGUGAGAGAAGUAAACAAGGUGAAGAAACAGAACAGCAUCACUCACUGGCUGCUUUCUAUCAUGAUUGUGCUCACUGUCGCCUGGCAAGCCUCUGAGGCGACUUUCCUUUGGAAACUCAACGAGGGAUUCAGACACCCCUUUCGAUGCAUCGGAGGGAUGCUGACGGGGAACGGGAAGGACUCGGAAGAGCGCCACCGGGUUCAACCGGAAAAUGUCAUUAUAACGCCGGAGCUUCCGUCUGCCAUCGGCAUCACGUCGAAAAUCUGAAAACGAAAACCGUAAAAACAAGUAUGAUUAGCAUAUGGAAACAGAGAUUACAAGCAUAAAGAUGAAUAUGCCAACAAAAGAAGACACGGCCCAACACUGCAAUAAUAGGUUCUCUUCUUUUUUCUUGACAAGGGGAUGUUUAGAUGGAACUUUCAUCCUUCCCAGCAGGCAGUGCGGAAGAAAAUCCUUUACCUCCUCAUGCAGAGACCGUUUGGUCAUUCGUAUGAAUUAAAAAAAUUCAUGGUUCACUGUGAAGAUGCUACUUAUCACUAUAACUGUUGAUCAGUUCGACACAUAUGGUUUUCAAAUCAUUUUUCAGAAAUACAUCUUGGUUGAUAAAGAAAAUGAACGAUAAGGCAAGAACGCCGCUGGCCGGGACCCAACUCUCCCGAACAAUGGUGCCGAUUAUGUGCGUGUACAUUCAGCACGACACGAUUGAACUUCUCUUGCACAGUUGGGAAAACUGAAACAAACCAGCCAAACCAAUCCAAUCCAGGCACUUUGGUCAGUUAUCCAGAAUUUUUGCCAUUCCUACUAAACGUAACUUGUUGGAAAAGAGAGCUAGAAAGAAAAAACCAAAGAAAAUCUCCCUUGCCGUUGCAAAAUUUAUUUGAGUGAAAACAGCUGCGUUAUCGAUACUACUAUCAGCCGUUCAUGCACAUGUGGUUUGAUAGCAAAUUCCCACCAAGCAAUCACUAGAUAUUACAGCAAAACAGAAAAUUUAUAUGAGGAUUAGUCUUCAAACCUCCAAUAACUGUAUUCAUUUAGACAAUUACCCAGCAAGGUAAGCAUCAUCCAUUUAACCAAUAAUAAUCUCUGAAAUUUUCUCUAAAUUUAGAGAAAAAAACCACAUU